ACAUAAUAUAAUUACUUAAUUACAUUGCACACCAUCUUUCAAAAUCUCUUUCUCCUUAGAAUCCUGAAACUCUUCGAAGAACAUCGUCGGGACUCCCUGUUCCGGAACACUAACCUUACCCCUCUUUAAUUAACAAACCCUAACCUAAAAUCCACCACACGGGGCCCCCUUUCCCCUCACAACAGCGCCGCAUCCCCACUCCCCCUUUUCCCCUCUCCAGCGCACACAACACAAUACACACACGCACCACCUCACCCACGCGGAAGAGGAGAGCUCGAGGAAGGAGACGCCGCCUUGUUGCCAGCUCUGUCGCGCCCAGCCCGCCGCCGCUGUCGAGUCAAACCCGAGAGAGAGAGAGAGAGAGAGUGCGACGAUGAGAGAGGAGGAGCCGUCACCAAACGCGUCGCCGCCGCUGGAGGAGCUUCGCGCUUCGCCGUCGCCGAGGAGGGGAAAGAGGAGCUGCUCCUGUCGCGUCAGUCACUGUCGUGCUUCCUGGUUGCUGAUGAGGGAGCCGCGAGAACUGUUGCCGUCGCGGAGGAGGGGGACACGCGAGAGGGAGCCGUCACGGUGGUCGCCAUCGUCGCUGUUGAGUACAUGUUCAUGCUUUUUCAGAACCGAUGGAAGGAGAGAACCGCAGUACCCCCAAGUUCCUGAAAACAAGGUUACUCGCAAGAGUUUUUUUCUGCUGCAGCAGAUUCCAUUCAUUCAGUCUUAUGCUGGAGAUGUCAAUCAAGUUAUCCACAUUUUUGACGGAAACCUUUUACCCGUUAAUGGCGACGAUGAUCUGGGAAGAGCAUACAGGCAACAAAUGGAGAAUGAAACCAAAGAGCUUUUCGGCUCAUUUCGUGUCUUCUGCAAUAGAAAAAAUAUACAAUGCAAAGAAAUCUUGCUGGAAGACACGGAUAUACCUAAGGCGAUAAUAAAUAGCAUUACAUCAUAUUCCAUUGAACUUUUAGUACUUGGAUCAUCAAAGAGCAGCUUUCUCAAAAAAAUUAGGGGUGCGGAGGUUCCAAACCAAGUAUCGAAAGGGGCACCACCAUUCUGCACUGUGUACGUUAUUAACAAAGGAAAAAUCUCAACUGUGAGAUAUGCAACUGCUCAAUUAACUGUUAGACCCCGUAACAGCAUAUUGCCGCUGCACUCUACUCAGUCUCCGUCUCCGUCUGAGUCUUACUCUGAGUCUCAGUUCUUCAGUGCUGAAAGAUUCGAUUCGCGGCUGACACGCAACCACCCUCCACGGCCACUGGAGAAACCUGGAUACCAUGGACGGCAGUCCUUGGAGGACUUCUCAAGCCCAAUCAACAAACUUGGUAGACCAGAGCCCAAACCAUAUGAACCGUCGAUGACUCAAUGCGAUAUCUCAUUCGUGAAUGGAAAGCCAGGGGUUGAUAAGUUGUUCUCUUCAUUGUAUGACGAAAGUGUGGACGAUGGAGCUCCCCCUCGUCUUUCUUUGGGAUCCGACUUUGGAGUUAACCUUCUCGACUGCGCUUUCACUUCACAAGAGACAGCUAAUUUUAGCGACGGAUACUCUUUUAAUUCACAGGACAGUGGAGCAUCAUCAAGCCUAGCUAUUUUGGAUGAAGUGGAAACUGAAAUGAGAAGACUUAAGCUAGAACUUGAGCAGUCAAUGGAUGUGUAUAGCACAGCAUGCAGGGAGGCUUUGGUAGCAAAGCAAAAGGCAUUGGAGCUUCGUAAUUUGAAAAUGCGAGAAUGGAAGAAGUUUCACGGGGAGCAAACUGCUGAAAAAGCAGAGUUGGAAUUAGCUACUAAGGAGAAAGAAAAGUGUAGAGCAGCCUCGAAUGCAGCGGAAGUAUCUAGAAAAAUAGCAGAGUUGGAAGCUAAGAAAAAAAUGAAUUGUGGGAUGAGAAUGAGAGCAGAAGCGGAGCUAAAGCAGUCGGGAGAGGGUUUGUUAUACGGGGGUUCUGGGAGGUAUAGAAGAUACACGGUUGAGGAAAUUGAAGCAGCGACAAAAGGCUUCUCCAACGCUCUCAAGGUGGGUGAAGGAGGUUAUGGGCCAGUGUAUAAGUGUGAACUAGAUCACACACUAGUUGCAAUCAAAGUACUUAAGACAAAUGCAUCUCAAGGAUGGUCACAGUUUCACCAAGAGAUUGAGGUGCUAAGCUGCAUAAGGCAUCCACACAUGGUUCUCCUGCUGGGAGCGUGUCCGGAGAUUGGAUGCCUAGUGUACGAGUACAUGGCUAAUGGAAGCUUAGACGAUUGCCUGUUCCACAGAGGCAAUGCACCAGUGCUCCCAUGGCAGUUAAGAUUCCGAAUUGCUGCAGAGAUUGCAACUGCCCUUCUUUUCCUCCACCAGACAAAGCCGGAGCCACUGGUGCACCGUGACUUGAAACCUGGAAACAUUUUGCUUGAUCGCAACCUGGUGAGCAAGAUUGGUGACGUCGGGUUAGCGAGGCUUGUCCCUCCUUCGGUUUCAGACGUUGUCACACAAUAUAGACUCACAUCAACUGCAGGAACUUUCUGCUACAUUGAUCCUGAGUACCAGCAAACAGGGAUGCUUGGAGUCAAGUCUGAUAUUUACUCACUGGGAGUCAUGCUUCUUCAGAUCAUAACUGCAAGGUCACCAAUGGGUUUGACUCAUCAGGUUGCGAAAGCCAUUCAGAGAGGCACUUUUGCUGAAAUGCUUGACCCUGCUGUUGAGGACUGGCCAAUUCAACAUGCCUUGCAUUUUGCAAAGAUUGGCCUCAGAUGUGCAGAGAUGAAAAGAAAAGAUAGACCUGAUCUUGCAAAAGUUGUAUUGCCUGAGUUAAACAAGCUCAGACAGUUUGCUGAAGAAAACACGCCUAUGAUGAUGUUUGGUGUUGGCGCAGGAUUCGCUUCUCGCUCUACAACAACUUCCUUAUUUCAAGACACCAGUGAAACUCAAUCGUUCUCUGAAAUCUCUGAAAGUAGCCUCUCAAGCACGCCCUCAAUCGAGAAAAUUGAAAGUUCCGGGCUUGAGGCGGAAGUUACACUUGGCAUGCGCUUUUAAAGCUGGUCUAGUUGAUAAUCUGAACCAUUUGAACAAGGUAAUGCUAUGAUGAAGAAUGCCUUUUAAGGAAGAGUGAAGAUUAUUGUUUUUUCAAAAAAUAAAGAUAUCAUGUAAAAUGCACACUUCCCUUAAAAGAUUAGUUACAAUAUUCAUUCUUCAAUCAACUUUAUUCUUUACCAAAGAAAUUUCCCGUUAACAAUAGAGAUGUAGAAGUGUAUAAAAGCUUGUAGAAAUUAGAAGCUAUUAUGUUAGUUAUGCUGACUCUGGCAUAUUUCUGUUAUUGACAGCAACUAUAUAUAGACUCAUGUAACUAACUCUUUGAUGAUGAUGAUCAAUAACAGAUUCUCCCACUUAACCAACUCAGACAUAAGUCUGUACCUUUCACUAGUUAAACGUUAACAACAACAGACCCAGUUCUAACUCAAGUUCUAGUUUAUUUUGCCUCUUAGAAUAGCAC
Arachis duranensis is the source of this 3446-nucleotide messenger RNA. RefSeq names its product U-box domain-containing protein 35. NCBI's taxonomy places the organism in Eukaryota, Viridiplantae, Streptophyta, Magnoliopsida, Fabales, Fabaceae. Gene Ontology annotation, biological process: protein phosphorylation. The transcript has 10 exons. The record is from RefSeq and is a predicted model, not a curated record. Gene Ontology annotation, molecular function: protein kinase activity; ATP binding. Bases 374 to 2989 code for a protein of 871 amino acids.